UGUUUCCAGGUGACGCGAUGCGCUCAGACAGCGGCAGCCCCCGCCGCAGCGGCGUCGGCCCGCAUUAAGAAAUUCGCAAUCUACAGAUGGGACCCCGACAAGCCAGGAGACAAACCACGGAUGCAGACCUACGAGGUGGAUCUCAAUACCUGUGGCCCUAUGGUCCUCGAUGCACUUAUCAAGAUAAAGAACGACAUGGACCCCACAUUGACCUUCCGUCGGUCAUGCAGAGAAGGUGAGCGCGCCCGGCAGAGCAUGUUGUGUUAGCGGUGUGUUACGUCAGGCCUACGUACGACGGCGCUCAUCUUCUUCUAUUUCUCUGUUCUCCAGGAUCUCAGCAACUUCUACGCUCAGUAUAAGUCCAUCGAGCCUUACCUGAAGAAGAAGGAUGAGAGCCAGCAGGGGAAGGAGCAGUACUACCAGUCCAUAGAGGACCGCGACAAGCUGGACGGACUGUACGAGUGCAUCCUGUGUGCGUGCUGCAGCACCAGCUGUCCCAGCUACUGGUGGAAUGCAGACAAGUACCUCGGGCCGGCUGUCCUCAUGCAGGCUUACCGCUGGAUGAUCGAUUCCAGGGACGACUUCACAGAAGAACGCUUAGCGAAGAUGCAGGACCCCUUCUCCCUGUACCGCUGCCACACCAUCAUGAACUGCACCAGGACGUGUCCCAAGGGGCUGAACCCCGGCAAGGCCAUUGCAGAGAUCAAGAAGAUGAUGGUGACCUACAAGGAAAAAGCCGCCGUCGCAUAAAAUCUCAGCCGGUCUCCAGCACGCGUAGUCAAACGCACAACGGUCCCUUC
Molecule: messenger RNA, 800 nt
Organism: Nanorana parkeri
Lineage: Eukaryota; Metazoa; Chordata; Amphibia; Anura; Dicroglossidae
Gene: SDHB
Product: succinate dehydrogenase complex iron sulfur subunit B
Exons: 6
Biological process (GO): tricarboxylic acid cycle; respiratory electron transport chain; aerobic respiration
Cellular component (GO): mitochondrial membrane
Molecular function (GO): iron-sulfur cluster binding; electron transfer activity
Source: RefSeq, a predicted model, not a curated record